This is a messenger RNA of Phalaenopsis equestris, 1258 nucleotides long. RefSeq lists its product as uncharacterized. Gene Ontology annotation, cellular component: chloroplast. The record is from RefSeq and is a predicted model, not a curated record. Lineage: Eukaryota; Viridiplantae; Streptophyta; Magnoliopsida; Asparagales; Orchidaceae. Bases 16 to 963 code for a protein of 315 amino acids. The transcript is spliced from 2 exons.
ACUUGCGAAACAACAAUGGCGUCCAAUCCCCUCAACCUCCUCCCCAAACCCAACACUCUCAAAUUCCCUACUGCUCUCCCACUUCCUUCAACUUCUCUUCACCAAAACCUCACCAAAAUCCUCUCCAUCUCAUGCUCUCUGUCUCCUCCUUCCUCAAAAGAAGAAGCUAUCUCGCAAGCCAAGUCCUGCCUCUCCUCCUCUCUCCGAAAACCCCUAAAUAACCCUCUUCCCCUUCCCACGCGCAAGCUCAAGAAGCAGCGCCAACCCCGUUUUCGGGUUGAAAUUCCCAUAGCAGACGACGAUUCCCCGUCCUCACUCACCUCCCUCGCCGCCGAUCUCUUCUCUUCCUUGCCAGUCACUAAGAAAGGCUCAAGUCCCAAUCUCUUGCUCUUCUGGUCAUCUUCCGCUCUCCUCGACCCCGCUCGCCGUGCUUUCCCGUCGUCAAAUUUUAUAUUCCAUUCCGAUAUCCCUUCUGCCAGCAAUGAAUUACUGAACUCUGCCGAUAUAGCAGUUUUCUUGGCGUCGGAAGCAUCGAUGUUAGAGGAUAUUAGAGUGCUCGCUGACUGUUUGAGCCCGAAACCUGUAGUGUUGUUUAACCCUAAAUGGGGGUUUGAGGAGGAGAAGGGCUUUGAUGUGCAGCUGAGGAGCUUCAUUGGGUCUUUUGAUGUGGUUUACUCUUUCAUGGGGUUGGAGGUGAGAGGGGUACUGAGUAGGCGGAAAGGGGUGGUUUUCAAGUGGGUGAAGGAUGAGGGAAUGAUGGGGGAGGGGUGGGUGGUUAUGGUGGAGGAUGAGGGGAAGAAGAAGGGGGAGUUGCAGGUAGUUUCAAGGUUCAAGAGGCGUCCUGAAAUCGGUGAGGUGGAGAAUGUUCUGUAUAAUUUGAUGGCUGCAAAUUCACCUGUCACCAAAUCAGUGAAAUUUUUCAGAGAUUUGGCUUCUAAUAUUGCUGGGAAGAAGAAGGAAUGAUGCUGAAGAGGUUAAGUACGUGCCUGUUAUUGAGGCUUAUAAUAAAGUCAUUUGAUUGAAGGGGAUGUUUGGCAACUCAAUAACGACGUGUAAAUUAACACCGUUUUAUGGGAUAACCAGAGUAUUAUUUUUCUCAACAAAAUUCAAAUGUCAUAAGAGGUAAAAGCACAUUGAUAUUCAAUAUCAUUUUGUGCAUGAAAUCAUUGCUCAUGAUUUUAUUAUUGUGAGCAAAGUCAGCACAAACAAUAAUUAUGCUGGUAUGAUAACCAAGCCAUUCUCUAUUGUCAAGUUAACG